CGUAUUUUUUCCAGUUAAUAUACGUUGCGUUGCUGAAGAGCUGACGCACUGGAAAGGCUAUGAGGAAAUAACAGAAAAAAUGUACAAAUUAUCUGAAAAUGUUUUACAAAAAGCUGUAGAAAUGUUUGAAUCACACGAAGAGGGUUUUCGAGUUUUCAAUUUAGCAGACAUAUGGGUUGAUAAUUUGAUGUUUCACAUAAACAAUGAAACAAAAGAACCAGAUGAUGUCGUUAUGCUGGAUUUUCAACUUUCAUACUAUGGCUCACCAGCUACAGACCUCAACUAUUUUCUCUUUGGUUCCGUUAACGAAAAUGUACGUAAGGUACAUUUUAAAUUUAUUAUCAGAGAAUAUCAUCGCGUUUUGAAAGAAACACUUGAAAAACUGAACUAUACCGAACAUAUACCAACUCUAAAAGAAAUCAAUAUAGAACUAAUUAAAAAUAGCUUACAAGCCGUUAUUGCUGCCACUUGUCUGACACCUAUUAUUUUGAUGGAUGCAGGUGCCAUAACCAAUUUGGAAAACUUAUUUACACGAUCGGAAGAGGGGGAUCAGAUCCGUCGCCAAAAUGUGGAAAACCCAAAAUAUCGUGCCUUUCUGCAACGUACAGUUAAAGAAUUUGAGUUGAAUGGUUUUCUUGAUAUAUGAGAAGCACAACAAUAUAUAAUUUUUAAAAACUAUUUCCAAGACAAAUGAGUAAUGUAAAAUUUUCUUACUUGUAAUUUCUUCAAUUACAUUCAACUACAAAGAUUAGUUUUAUUUCCAUGAUUUGACAGUUGAAGAUCAUAUAUCGGUAAUUAAGGACCACAAAACGUGAAAUAUAUACAUAACGUGAUAUAUAUACAGAAUUAAAAACAAAUUUCUUGAAGUUUUAAAAUUAAAACAAAUUUCAAAUAAAUAUCAAAAUAUAAAUAAUGUAUGUACAUAUAUAUAUUUAAUAGAUCAAUAAAACACUAUUCUAUCUUAAGAAGAAUUAAA
This is a messenger RNA of Teleopsis dalmanni, 976 nucleotides long. RefSeq lists its product as uncharacterized. Bases 80 to 646 code for a protein of 188 amino acids. The record is from RefSeq and is a predicted model, not a curated record. NCBI's taxonomy places the organism in Eukaryota, Metazoa, Arthropoda, Insecta, Diptera, Diopsidae. The transcript is spliced from 3 exons.